CAGCCUCACCACCGGUGACCAUAGCCAAACUUCCCUUUUUUUUAUUAUUUUUUCCAUUCACCACUUCCAAAACCCCCAGGAGCCCAUCCCCACUCUCCGACCCCGGCUUGUGCGAUCCAGCUUGUCCUCGAACCCUCCCCUCCUCCUCUCUUCCUUCCCUCUUUUGUUUGCUGCUUUCUCCCGAGAAAUUCGAAGAAUCCCACCCCAGAUCAAGCAGGAAGGCUUUGUGGAUGCUAUGGAUGCAUCGUCGGAAGAAGCAUCGGAGAUCAGUGAUUCCGAGCUCGAUGAGUACGAGGAGGAUUAUUACAGAGUAUUGAAGACCGGCAAGCAGAGGGUAAGGAACCCGGAUGGCACCUUCCGGUGCCCCUUCUGUGCCGGGAAGAAGAAGCAGGAGUACCUCUACAAGGACCUCCUCCAGCACGCCACCGGAGUUGGCGCCUCUAACAGCCGGCGAGCAAAGGAGAAGGCCACCCACCGGGCCUUCGCUAGGUUCCUCAAGACCGACCUCGCCGACGCCGCGGGUUGCUCCCAGUUCGCGCCCGUCGAACAAGAACAGCAAGCUCCCAAGCCGAGCGAUGAUGAAUUGUUCGUCUGGCCUUGGAUGGGGGUUCUCAUCAAUGUCCCCGCGGAAGAAGGUGGGUUUAAGCUCGGAGAAAAGAUCUCCGAUUUUAAUCCCAUUGAUGUCAUUCCUUUAGGGGAGGGGAUCUGUCAGAGUGAGAGGGGAGCUGCGGUUGUGAGGUUUAACAAGGAUUGGGGUGGGUUCAAGGAUGCCAUGGAUUUCGAGAACCACUUCAAAGCAAGUCAUCGCGGAAAAAAGGAUUGGAAUGAGAGCGUCGGAGAUGGCUCUGGGAUGUUUUAUGGGUGGAUUGCCCGGGAUGAUGACUAUAACUCCAAGGACAUUGUCGGGCAUCAUCUUCAGAAGCAUGGGGAACUGAGGACAAUUUCAGAUGUUGCUAAGGAGGAGUCCAAGGAGACUGGCAAGAUCGUGGCAAUUCUUGCCAAUCAAAUUGAGGUCAAGAACAAAUACUUGCAGGACUUGGAGUUUCGGUACAAUGUGACUGCUCUGUCACUAAAUCGAAUAAUGGAGGAGAAAGAUAAGCUUCAUCAGGCCUACAAUGAAG
Elaeis guineensis (African oil palm) is the source of this 1121-nucleotide messenger RNA. Lineage: Eukaryota; Viridiplantae; Streptophyta; Magnoliopsida; Arecales; Arecaceae. The record is from RefSeq and is a predicted model, not a curated record.